AAUCAAUCAGCUGGGCUGGAUCACGUGGCGAUGCUCAGCUGGUUAUGGGGAGGGUUCAGUGCUGUUGACUUGCAGUGUGUUUGCAGCAGCGUCCUCCAGUGUAGCCCGUUCCAGGACUUUCCGUGCGCAGCUGACCUGUGAUUAAAUUAUACUUUUUAAAGUAUAGAAACCUUCCCACAUGGAGUGGGUGGAGCGCAAAGGGGAAGAUUUUAAACUGGCCCGAAACCGAAACAUAAAGUAGAUUCACUCUUUACCAUCUGCCUGAGGACGCAGCCCGACAGCUGAAUGUUUUUAUUGAUGGACGAAUAUAUCGCAUGCGGCUCAGAAGCUGGGUCUCUUUUGGUUGCAAAGCUCGUACCCAACCGAUCUCGUGAAUUAGAUUGCAAAUCUGGCUGUGAAACUUGGGGUGUGGCAUUUUCACCUGAUGGCUUGUACUUUGCAUGGUCACAAGGACACAAUAUCGUAAAAUUGAUUCCUUGGCCACUUGAAAGCUGCAAAAUAAGCCGUAAAAGUGCAAAUCGUUUAAAAUCGGAUGGAAAAGCAAAAAGCCAGUGUGGAGAAAAGAUAAUCGAUUGCGGUCAAAAUGUGUGGGGGUUAGCAAUUGGAGCACCCUCUUCUAAGAACACAUGUCAGUUGUCAGCGAACCAAAGCAAGCGCAUGUCUCGGGUCUCGGGAAUGAUCCUCGCCACAGGCCUCUCCAAUGGAGAAAUCAAACUGUGGGAAGUGCCUACUGCACAUCUACUCUUCAAUUUAAAAGGACAUCAGGCUGUGGUGAGGUGUUUUGCUUUUAUCUCCAACAAAAACUUCAUGCUGGUUUCUGCAUCACGAGACACAACUUUGCGUGUGUGGGACCUACAACAGGAUGGUAAACUACUACGUAUAUUAGAUGGCCACAGACAAUGGGUCUAUUGUUGUGCUAUCUCCCCUGACUCGAGUAAGCUUUGCUCUGUGGGAGGAGGAAAGACUGUCCUUUUGUGGAGCACAACUUCAUAUACAAUCCUUCAGAAAUUAGAAGGACAUACUGGCGAUGUAGUUUCGUGUGAAUUUUCCCCUGAUGGAGCAUUAUUAGCUACUGCAUCAUAUGACACGCACGUAAUUGUGUGGGAUCCGCACACUGGAGAAAGCCUGAUGAAGCUGAGACAUUGUUCCCCAAUUGCUGCUGCUGUGGAUAUCCAUGGUGGUUUCAGUACUGGCUUUGUACGAGCGGUCUCCUUUUCCCAGGAGGGUCUAAGUCUUACCUCGGUGGCUGAUGAUGGGUUGCUGAGAAUUUGGUCCUUGGAGUUACAAAGGCCAGUAACAGUUGCUCCUCUGGUCAAUGGGUUGUGUUGUACAUUCUCUCCACAUGGUGGUGUAUUGGCUACAGGGACACGAGAUGGGCAUGUUAAAUUCUGGACUAUGUCUAGGAUCCUGCCAACUCUACAACACAUUUGUCGCAAUGCUCUGCGCCACGUGAUGUCAACCCAGCAGGUUAUGCUCCUACAAGUGCCAAAAAAGAUAAAGGAGUUUUUAGUUUAUAAGACCUUUUAGUUUACACCUGUGAGGUGUAAACAUCUUGGGAGGAAAAGUGAACUGACAAUUAGCUGUAUUUUUUUUUAAACCAAGAUUUAGAUGUGCAUAUUAUUAAAAUUCUCUACAGCUAUAUUACAAUAUUACUGUCAUCAAAAGACCCUUUUUAUAUAAUUAAAAUUGCUUUGCAUUCAAUUAAAAAUUGAGUCCUGUUCAAGAAUCCCUUUGCCUCCACAGAUGCUGCUUGAGCUGCUGAGUUCCUUCAGCAGUUUGUUUUUUCACUCCAGAUUCCAGCAUCCACAGUCUCGAAUAUUUUUGUCUACCUUUUUGGAACUUUCUUUAUUUUGAACAGACACAACCUAUCGAACUUAUUUAUUACAAUGCCACUACAUGUAGACUUGUGUUUUCAGUGAAUACAUGGUUUGUCUAGAGAAACAAAUCCAAGAAUUUUUCUAUUCUUUUGGCUCCACAUUGAUGCAAAAUACUACUUCCUCUCUAGCCCCUUCCCCCAAAACAGUUGAUUAAGUCAUGAUUAGAAAUCAAGUUAAAUAAAAACAAGUGCUGGAAACAUUCCAGCAGGCCAAGGUCGUAUGUGUGGAAACCAGUUAACAUUGCAUCCAGAACAAAUCCUAGUUAAAUUAUUUCAUUCCUUACUUUAUGGCUAUUCAUUAAAUGUAUUGAAGACCCUGAAAAAUAAUUCUGAAUUUAUUUUCUGACUUGUUUAUAGCUUCUCCUGUAAGCAGUUUAAAGCAAUAAUCUGGUUUACUUUUUUGUCAUGAUUGGAAUCACUUUGCAACUGCUGACUGUAACCACUUAAUUUUAAAGCUUUUCCUAUAAUUCGUUAAUGUUCCUUCAUUUGUUUACAUUUGUUUUUAAUUUUACUUUUUCUCUUUAGAUCAGUACUUUGCUCUGGAAUCAGGUGUAUUAGUAUCAAAGUUAAUACAGUACUUUUGAUAGCCACAAGAUUCAUUUUACAAAGUACAUACCUUUAGAAAAGGAUUGUUUCAUCUUUAGAACUUAAUUUUUAAUAGAAUGUCAGGCUUCACGUACGUACAAUUUUACAAUGCUAGAAUUUUGCAGUAGAAGCUGUUUCGACUCUACACCUGUGUUUGUCUGCUGCCUUGUUCUGCACUUCCAUUGUUUUCCACAUAUGCUGGUAGAACUGAAAGUGACAAAUCUAUAAAUGUAGACUAAACACUGAAGGGAAAAAAUAGGGAAAUGUUUUUUUUAAGAACUUUGCUUGUUUUGCCAAUCAAUGAUACUAAAACUUGGGGUGGGUUUAUAUCCUAUUUUUAUCAAUAGCUUUACAGGUAUGGCUAUAAUGCACUUUGUUACAGAAUUGAAGUGUCACAGUUUGGGAUACAAUCAUUCACGAUCAUAGUCUUGCUGCACUAAAAUGUCCUAUGUUUUCAAUGUGAUUUAACAUAAUUGUCUUUGCUGAAGAGGCUUUGAAACUUUCUUUACAAACCUAUUUAAAAUUUAAUAAUUUUGUACAUUGAGCUCAAAGGGAAAAAAUUUAUGCUUUGAAUGCUUUAUGUUGCCCAUUCUAGGUUAAGCAGUAGAUUUUUGCUCAACUUCCUCCACAAACAUUGCCCAUCUUUGCCAUGAUUUCCUCUAGUCUCUGCCUUGAAUGAUCUCUGCAAUUCACUUUCCAAAACAAAGGCUUGCAUCCUCAACCAUGCAAAGAAUUUUAUUCAUCCUUGCCAAUUGACUCUUGUCCCAGGCUUCCAAUCAAUCCAUUGUUUUACUGCACACCACUAGGGCAGAUUAAUCAAUUCCUCCUCCUUGAGUAAACAUUAUGCUCUGAAUAAUCCUUCUGCCCAUUACCAUUUCACUGUUCUUGGAAAUUUAACAGUUCUUUGGGCUCCUGUCUUGCUUCUCCACAACAGUGGGGGGGGGAAAUCUAAAGACUAUGCUGUACACUAGAUUUUGUUCAAUUUAUUGGAACAGUUUGUGUUUUUGUCUAAUUCCAUGGAAUUAUCACCUUGUUGUUUCAUGUAUGCGAUCUUAACUAGUGAAAUAAAAUCUGUGUGGAA
Pristis pectinata (smalltooth sawfish) is the source of this 3542-nucleotide messenger RNA. RefSeq names its product WD repeat and SOCS box containing 2 (gene wsb2). Gene Ontology annotation, biological process: intracellular signal transduction. The record is from RefSeq and is a predicted model, not a curated record. The coding region runs from base 286 to 1527 and encodes 413 amino acids. NCBI's taxonomy places the organism in Eukaryota, Metazoa, Chordata, Chondrichthyes, Rhinopristiformes, Pristidae. The transcript is spliced from 9 exons. Gene Ontology annotation, molecular function: protein binding.